Messenger RNA from Anopheles bellator, 711 nucleotides. RefSeq names its product odorant receptor 9a-like. Gene Ontology annotation, biological process: detection of chemical stimulus involved in sensory perception of smell; sensory perception of smell. The transcript is spliced from 4 exons. Lineage: Eukaryota; Metazoa; Arthropoda; Insecta; Diptera; Culicidae. Gene Ontology annotation, cellular component: plasma membrane. The record is from RefSeq and is a predicted model, not a curated record. Gene Ontology annotation, molecular function: odorant binding; olfactory receptor activity. Bases 46 to 711 code for a protein of 221 amino acids.
GUUCGGCAGUCCAUAGUUGAGGGUAGCUUACGUUUCGUGGCACCUAUGGCUUUUCCACAUAACUAUCAACAUCCGGCUGUUUUUGUGGCAACUUUACUGUUCAACUGUGACUCAAUUCACAUGAGCAUUUUUAUAAAUUGUAGUGUCGACACGUGCUUUUCAGAACUGGCUACUAACGUAGCCAUCCAUUUCAACAUCAUACAAGAUCGUGCAAAAUCGAUUGAUUUUUCAAAACAUACUGAAAAUGACCUACAUGAUGUAAUAAAUUACCAUACGGAGUUGCUGGGCAUAUGUUCAAACGUUAACAGCAUUUUUCAGCACACAGUAUUUUAUCUGCUAAUGCUGGACUCGGUGCUGUUGUGCGUAAUUGGUUAUCAAUUUGUACUUUUCAUGAACACCCCUCGCGUUGUUAUGCUGGCUUCUAUGGCGUUUGUAAUGCUAUUACAAGCAGUAAUUUACACCUACCAUGGCUCCAAGAUGCACGAUGAGAGCUUAAGAGUUGCUGACGCUUUUUACCAAAGCAAUUGGUACGAGGGAAGUUUAACCAUGAAGAAAAAACUACUUCUCUGCAUCAUGCGAGCUCAGAAACCUGUCGUUACCAAGGGUGGUUUUAUAAAAGCAACAUUACCUACUUUGAAAAAGAUGUUAAACUCAACUGGUUCUUACAUCACUAUGCUACUAUCGUUAGACACUAAUGUUGCAGCGGAAUAG